UCGGGCCGCCGGGCGGGCUCGCCGGCGGUGGCAAGGCCCGAGGGAUCGCCGGCUGCUGGCGGGCCGACCUGCAGCGUCCCUGGUCUCUCCAGCCCUCUCCCGGGACCGUACGUGCGGACUCACCCACCCCGGCGGCGGGAACUGCCCUCGGACUCGUCCUUGGGGCCUGCGCAGGAGGGAGGGCCAGUGGCAAAAUCCCCAUCCCCAGGGCUGGACCACUCUCUACAGCUAGGAGCCAAUGGCAGGAGAGAGAACCAAACCCUGUGAGCUGGACCAAAAUAAAUAUGAUGCUGAUGAGAACGUGAAGAUUAUCUGCCUGGGAGACAGCGCGGUAGGAAAGUCAAAACUCAUGGAGAGAUUUCUCAUGGAUGGAUUUCAGCCACAGCAGCUGUCCACAUAUGCCCUGACCCUGUACAAGCACACUGCCAUGGUAGACGGCAAGACCAUCCUUGUGGACUUUUGGGACACGGCAGGCCAGGAGCGGUUCCAGAGCAUGCAUGCCUCCUACUACCACAAGGCCCACGCCUGCAUCAUGGUGUUUGAUGUGCAGAGGAAAGUCACCUAUAGGAACCUGAGCACCUGGUAUGCAGAGCUUCGGGAGUUCAGGCCAGAGAUCCCGUGCAUCGUGGUGGCCAAUAAAAUCGAUGGUGGGGCCAUCCCUUUACCUGAGUGUCAGCACAGUGUCAGCACAUUCUCCACACAUUUUCUCCUCCUUGCCUGGGAUAUAAGCAUGACCCAAAAAAACUUCAAUCUUGCCAAGAAGCUAUCCCUGCCCAUGUACUUUGUUUCAGCUGCUGAUGGUACCAACGUUGUGAAGCUCUUCAAUGAUGCAAUUCGAUUAGCUGUUUCUUACAAGCAGAACUCCCAGGACUUCAUGGAUGAGAUUUUGCAGGAGCUUGAGAACCUCAAGUUGGAGCAGAAAGAGGAGGGUGUGCCAGACCAAGAGCUGAGUGGCAGCAUCAAGACCCUAUCAGAGGAGACUGUCUCUCCCCACAGCUGAGGGCUGGGGGUGGGCAGAGCCCUUUCAACAUACCCAUCCCUCCAGCAACCCUCCAGCCAUCCCCUGUUCUACCUCCUGCAAACCCACCCAUUCCAUUGGCCUCCCACAUUCAUGGCCUGUGAUACAGGGAUGAGAUCAGCACCAGUAAACUCUGGACAGGUGCAAGAAGUCCACACCAGACCUUGAAGCAGAAAUAGGGGUCAAUAUCAUUAACACCUUCUCCAGACCCCUGACUAGACAGUGUAGAGAAUCAGGGAGCAUAGUUGUAUAUCUCUUUAAUAAAAGGAAAUUUAAAAGUG
Messenger RNA from Carlito syrichta (Philippine tarsier), 1299 nucleotides. Its product is annotated as RAB, member of RAS oncogene family like 2B. Gene Ontology annotation, biological process: intracellular protein transport. Gene Ontology annotation, cellular component: endomembrane system; endosome; Golgi apparatus. Gene Ontology annotation, molecular function: GTPase activity; GTP binding. Bases 239 to 1000 code for a protein of 253 amino acids. The transcript has 9 exons. The record is from RefSeq and is a predicted model, not a curated record. NCBI's taxonomy places the organism in Eukaryota, Metazoa, Chordata, Mammalia, Primates, Tarsiidae.